AAACAAAAGUAUACUAGUAUUUUUUUCUUAAUUUAAUCUACUAUUACUAUUUCAUAGGAAAUCAAAACGUUGAGGAAUGAUGUGAUGUUACGCAACACCAGACGACAGAAUAGAUUCCACUCCGCACUUUUCAACGUUGGCAGGCGAUAAACAUUGAGCGCACAAAAUAUGGCGCUUACGUGGCACGUCCUCGUUCAUUACCAUUCCCCAUUAAUUACACGGCAAAUGGGCUAUGGGGAGGGAGGGAGCAGGGAAACUUCCCCUUCCUCAACUCACCGCCAUCGGCCGAACAAAGUCCGCGAUUCGCAGCGCCCUAGGAAAAACCCAAAUCGCCUUGCUUUAUCCUUCUGAUUUCUUAUAAAAUUAAUAAUUAAUAGCAAUUCUGUUCCUAUCAUGGCUGAAUACUGAAACGACAUAAUCACCUGACCCACCCCCUAUCCUCUAUCUCUCUUUAUGGCUCUGCAAAUGUGGGUAUAAGAUAAGGUUCCGGAUACAUUCAUGUACAUACGUAUAAAAACGCUUACGUGCUGCUGUAUUUCUACGUAUUAGGUGUUGGAGGUGCUAUUUGAGCAGUACGUAUUAGGUGUUGGAGGAGGUGCUAUUUGAGCAGUUAAUAUCUCGACUCCGCGUUUAUUUGAAGUUCCUUUCAUCAAUCCUCAAGCUUCUGGCUUGGCGCCGCUUGCCGACAAAAAAAAGGAAAAUGUUUGACAAAGACUUUUUCACUGAAUAUGGCGAAGCAAGUCAAUAUGAAAUAAAGGACGUAGUUGGCAGAGGAAGUUAUGGGGUAGUUGCAUCUGCAAUAGAUACUCACACUGGAGAGAGGGUAGCUAUUAAGAAGAUGACCAAUAUCUUCGAGCACACCUCUGAUGCCACACGCAUUCUUAGAGAGAUCAAACUCCUACGGCUGCUGCGACACCCAGAUAUAGUUCAAAUAAAACACAUAAUGCUUCCUCCAUGUAGAAGAGAAUUUAAAGAUAUAUAUGUUGUUUUUGAGUUGAUGGAAUCUGAUCUUCACCAUGUUAUAAAGCUAAAUGAUGAUCUAACUCCUGAACAUCAUCAAUUUUUCUUGUACCAGCUUCUUCGGGGUCUAAAAUACAUCCACACAGCACAUGUUUUCCAUAGAGAUUUAAAGCCAAGAAAUAUACUUGCUAAUGCUGACUGUAAACUGAAGCUCUGUGAUUUUGGACUUGCUCGGGUAUCAUUUACUGAUGUUCCUUGUGCUAUUUUUUGGACUGAUUAUGUGGCAACUCGAUGGUAUCGUGCUCCUGAACUUUGCGGUUCAUUUUUCUCCAAGUACACCCCUGCUGUUGAUAUUUGGAGUGUGGGAUGUAUAUUUGCUGAGUUGCUCACGGGAAAACCAUUGUUUCCUGGGAAGAAUGUGGUGGAUCAAUUGGAUCUUGUGACAGAUUUGCUUGGCACACCCUCUGCUGAAACAAUUGCAAGGAUCCGGAAUGAAAAAGCUAGAAAUUAUUUGAAUAGCAUGAGAAAAAAGAAACCAAUUCCUUUAUCAAAAAAAUUUCCGAAUACUGAUCCAUUGGCCGUCAAUUUGCUUGAGCGUCUAAUUGCAUUUGAUCCUAAUGAUCGUCCAUCUGCUGAAGAGGCAUUAGCUGAUCCAUAUUUCCAUGGAUUGGCAAAUGUGAACAAUGAACCAUCCAUGAAACCCAUUUCAAAAUUUGAAUUUGAAUUUGAAAGAAGGAAAUUAGCAGAAGAUGAUGUCAGGGAGCUAAUUUACAGAGAGAUUUUAGAGUACCAUCCACAGAUGCUUCAGGAGUACCUUCAAGGCAAUGAUCAGAUUAGCUUCAUGUAUCCAAGUGGAGUUGAUCAGUUUAGGCAACAAUUUGCCUGUCUUGAGGAAGACAGCAAAAACGAAAGAGGCAUUCUCCUCCAAAGGAAAUAUACAUCUUUGCCUAGGGAGCGAGUCUGCAAUGAGGAUACCGAUCACAUUGAUCAAUCAAAAAAACGUACGGUGGCUUCUGCUUCUCGUGGAACACUUCAAAGCCCUACAAAAUUGCGAGAAUCUGGGGAAUUGGAAUAUGCAAACCAGAGCGUGUCAGGGAUUCAGAAAGUCUCUGGAAAACCUACGCACACCCCCCGUCGCCUGUUGAAAAGUGAUAGCAUCAGUGCUUCAAGGUGUGUGGGUGUCAUUCGAAAACCUUGUGAGGUGAACAAUGAAAUACAGAAAGUGGUAGCUUAAUGUGCUUGGUCAUCAGCGUUCGGCAAAGAUAAUAUGCUGGUGCUCUGUUUUCUUUUUCUAGGUCCUCAACUUUCCUUUGAAGGUUUUUAAACCAGUCUUCAUUGGCCAUAAAAAUGGUGGAAACUUACUAGAGCUCUUCUAUGGAUGGCUCUUUAAUGAACUAAUAUGUGGUGACCCUACUGAUGUAGCUUGUAGCUGUUAUUUAUGGUUCUUCAUACGAAGUUACUUACCUGUUUGCCAUUGAGUACGUUUAACAAAUUAUUUUCAUCUCCCAAUAUGCUAUAGUUCACUUGGAUUCAGCUACACUUUCUCGUGAAUCAAGCAAUUCAAUUACGGGCACAUUUUGGCA
This is a messenger RNA of Durio zibethinus, 2543 nucleotides long. RefSeq names its product mitogen-activated protein kinase 17-like. The record is from RefSeq and is a predicted model, not a curated record. Lineage: Eukaryota; Viridiplantae; Streptophyta; Magnoliopsida; Malvales; Malvaceae. Gene Ontology annotation, biological process: protein phosphorylation. Gene Ontology annotation, molecular function: ATP binding; MAP kinase activity.